Messenger RNA from Tinamus guttatus (white-throated tinamou), 423 nucleotides. The record is from RefSeq and is a predicted model, not a curated record. Lineage: Eukaryota; Metazoa; Chordata; Aves; Tinamiformes; Tinamidae.
GCCAUGAAAGAUCAGCUGAAACUACAGGAGAAAGAAAUUCAGGCCUUGAAACUAAGUCUGCAGAAAGAACAGGCAAGAUACCACCAAUUUCAGGAGGAACAUGAAAAUAUAGUGGCUCAGCUCCACAGCCAGAUCAGACAGCUGCAACAUGACCGGGAGGAAUUCUACAACCAGAGCCAGGAAUUGCAGACUAAGCUGGAAGACUGCCGGAAUAUGAUUGCAGACCUGAGGUUGGAAUUAAAGAAGGCCAACAACAAGGUGUGUCACACAGAGCUGCUGCUUAGCCAAGUUUCUCAAAAGCUUUCCAACAGUGAGUCAGUGCAGCAGCAGAUGGAGUUCUUGAACAGGCAGCUCCUGGUCCUCGGCGAGGUCAAUGAGCUGUACCUGGAGCAGCUGCAGCACAAGCACACGGACACUACAAAG